UUAUUAAAAAAAAAAUACAAAAAAAAAAUACAUCAAGCCCUAGCUAACAGAAAAAUAAGCAUAUUUACCAAAAAUAAUAACUGUAGCGCAAACACAAACGAAGAAAAACGCGCACAAAGUUUGUAUGGAAAGAGCUUGCCCUACCCUUCGCCUAAGCAACAAAAUUCGCAAUUCAGUUCAAUUCAAUUCAAGUUAUUUAUUUGUAAACAUAGGUAACAGUGUUGGUACUUAACUAAAUAAAAAUAAAAAAUAUUAUAUAAAUUUUAAAGUGUCGUAAAAAUCAAAAAUCAAGCUAUUUUUAAAAAUGGCUGAACAAAUGUUGGUCAGUUUGAGGACACAGACUACAAUUUAAAUAAAUAAAUAUUAUAGGACAUUAUUACACAAAUUGACUAAGUCCCACAGUAAGCUCAAUAAGGCUUGUAUUGAGGGUACUUAGACAACGAUAUAUGUAAUAUAUAAAUAUGUAUAAAAUACUUAAAUACAUAGAAAACACCCAUGACUCAGGAACAAAUAUCCAUGCUCAUCUCACGAAUAAAUGCCCUUACCAGGAUUUGAACCCGGGACCAUCAGCUUCGUAGGUUGGGUCACUACCCACUAGGCCAAACCAGUCGUCAAAAAUUUAUAAAUACUUAAAUUCAUAGAAAACAGACCCAUGGUGAUUUAAUUUAUUGCUCCUAAUACAGAACACACCCGGUAAUCAUUAUAUAUAAUUAUUUAUUUUCAAACAUUGUCUUUCUUUGAUGCUUGCACAACUGGCGAGAAAUUAAUACUUUGAACGCUGCGAGACUGUUCUCGUAGCGUUCAAAGUAUUAAUUUACGUUAUUUUGUCUUAAUAGGUACUGGGUAGUGCAGAAAACACUCUAAAUAGGUAUAUAUAAAUGAGGCAUAUCUAUGUGCAUUUUGUGUUUGUCAAAGUGUUGUGUUGUGUUUAGAAAAAAUACAAAUUGAAAUGGCAGAAAGUGCAGAAACAAAUUCAUGCACAUCAUUUGCGAGACAAACAUGGACAGUUUCAGCGGUACUGCUGAAUAUGGUGGCACAGGGUAUGGUGAUGAGCUUCCCUUCGGUGAUGCUGCCGGGGUUGAAGGUCGAUACAGUGAUAAAAACUGACGCGGAAAUGAUGUCGUGGCUUGCAUCUGUGGUGGGCUUGGCGACCUUUCCCGGUUUCCUGAUCUCCGCCUUCCUCAUGGAACAGUGGGGCCGGAAGACCACGCAUGCCCUGGUCAUCGUGCCGGGCAUUCUGGGCUGGCUGCUCAUCUACUUUGCCACGAAUGUGACCACGCUUAUGGCCGCCAGGAUCCUCAGCGGCAUCUCCGCUGGCGCCAGCGUCAUAUUAGGUGCCGUUGUCAUCGGAGAAUACACCAGCCCACAACACCGGGGCAUGUUCCUAAACCUCAAGACUGCUGUCAACUAUGUAGGCAAUACCUUAGUCCACCUUGUAGGCCACUAUUAUCCUUGGAGAACGGUGGCCAUUUUCGCACUAGUCCAUCAUAUCAUCGCUUUUGGAAUCGUCUGCACUUGGCCUGAAAGCCCGGCCUGGUUGGCCACAAAAUGCAAGUUUGAUCAGAGUGAAAAAUCAUGGAUGUGGCUGAGAGGCAAUGACUCCGAAUCUAGGAUAGAAUUUGAUAGUAUGAUCACUACCCAGAAGCAGAGCCUAUCCAAAGUUAGCGAGAAACCUAAUCUCAAAACUCACUUGAUGAAUUUUCUGCAGAAAUUUACUAAAAAGGACUUCAUGAAGCCAUUGCUUAUAAUAUUUUUCGCUGAGAUGUUAAAAGAGGCAUGCGGGAGACACGUUUUUCCAGCCUACGCGUUACAGAUAAUGGAUGAUAUCACGGGGGAUAAGUCUAAGUCGUUCUACUACACGCUGAGUAUAGAUUUGAUUACUACUUUAAGCGCCACUUUUUCGUCGGCACUGGUUCGCGUGGUAAAGAGAAGAACCUUGCUGUUCGUCACUGGCGGGGCAUCUUUAGCCAUCCUAACGGGCAUCUGUGUUUACCUUUACUUGACUGCUAUAGACGUGAUAUCGAAGGACCGAGCUUGGCUGCCUGUGUCGAUGUUUAUGCUGUACUUUGUAUUGACUAACUUGGGUUGUACUGUUAUACCUUUAGCCUUGCUUGGAGAGGUGUUCCCAGUAGCUCACAGAGGAGCAGGCUCUGCUAUGUCAGGGUUGAUCUUGGGUUCCUUUCUCUUGAUAUGUUUGAAGAUUACCCCCGCAAUGCUUAUUAGUGUUAAAGUGCAUGGGACUUUUACUAUAUACGGCGUAGCCAUGGCGACCUGUCUAGUGGCAUUGUACUUUAUUCUUCCAGAAACAAAAGACCGGACUCUUCAGGAGAUCGAGGAUUACUUUAAUCAUGGACGGUUCGUUAGCGAUGAGAAAGAUUGUGAUGACAAAGAUGAAAAUACUAAAAUGCUGAGUUGAUUUGUACAUUUUUCGGCUUUUGUCAAGUUUGUAAGAGUAGAGGCUAAGUCGAUUAGUUUUGUUCGAUGCUUUUAGAGCUCCUCGCAAAACUGUUCGUGAAGCUCUUAUGAGAUAACUUCGGUCUUGCAAAUCGGUUAAUUGCGUUUUUUAUAAUGAUUUACUUACUAGGCUUAUUAGUUAAGAUUAAUUUUAUUUAUAAUUUGACUAGUUAUAUUUAUUGAGAGACUUACACCUUUGUUGGCUUAGUUAUUUUAUAGUUAUUAUCUUUGUUAUU
Molecule: messenger RNA, 2690 nt
Organism: Cydia pomonella (codling moth)
Lineage: Eukaryota; Metazoa; Arthropoda; Insecta; Lepidoptera; Tortricidae
Product: facilitated trehalose transporter Tret1-like
Exons: 3
Coding region: 950-2416 (488 amino acids)
Biological process (GO): transmembrane transport
Cellular component (GO): membrane
Molecular function (GO): transmembrane transporter activity
Source: RefSeq, a predicted model, not a curated record